Molecule: messenger RNA, 891 nt
Organism: Coprinopsis cinerea okayama7#130
Lineage: Eukaryota; Fungi; Basidiomycota; Agaricomycetes; Agaricales; Psathyrellaceae
Exons: 11
Coding region: 1-891 (296 amino acids)
Biological process (GO): chromatin remodeling
Cellular component (GO): Ino80 complex
Source: RefSeq, a predicted model, not a curated record
AUGCACGGCCACAGCGCGUCUGUUGGAUCGCCUCCAAAGGGUGGAACAAAGAAGAAAGUAGCGGCGUCGGACGGCUCAGCGACACCCCAUGUUCCUAGUCUAGCCGAACAAUUCUCGUACCUGCAUAGUCCAAGACCGUUCAAGAACCCAAACUACACGAAGAACGUCAAUCGUCGAGCGAAGAACUUGAAGGCGGUCUUGGGACAAGAACGAGAACGCGAACGAGCUGAGCGUGAACGCCGUCGACAGGAGCGUGCAGACAGCAACGCCAUGGACGUUGACAGCGCUGAGGAGGAGGUUCCAACUUACGCGACUAUCGAGGCGCCGCCCUCUGUGUGGCCUCAGAAACACUAUUGUGAUAUUACUGGACUAGAGGCCCCCUACACUGACCCGGCAACGGGGUUGCGGUACCAUGAUAGGCACGUCUACGCCAUUAUUCAAAGCUUGAGCCCUAGCAACGUAAAGGAUUAUCUCUCAGCUCGUGGCGUCAAUUCGAUUCUCCUAUCCGUUAUGCCUCCAGUGAGAGAAGGCUCAGGUCCCAGUGCGGACUCUGAUACCCAGCCAGCCGCGCCCUUGGAAUGCGAAGGCGACCUCGCUGUUGACCACGCAUUCGAAGAGCCAUCCCCCGAGUCUCCACCUACUGUCGCAACGGGGGAGACCUUCACACCCAACGAAUUUAUCUUCUUUUCAGCUACCUCUGUCGUGGUCGAGACAGGAAAGGCCGCCACGCCCUAUCUUGACAGCACAUUGAAGACCCUCGGGUUGCAUACGGAAGCGCGAAUCUCGUUCAUCGACCUGCCGUCGGUGUACGAGGCGGCUGCUCCUCUCAGCAUCACGCCCGUCCCUGACGUCGCCCUUCGAGUGCUUCUGCCAUUUUCAAGGCGUUUCUGA